Molecule: messenger RNA, 306 nt
Organism: Ixodes scapularis (black-legged tick)
Lineage: Eukaryota; Metazoa; Arthropoda; Arachnida; Ixodida; Ixodidae
Exons: 9
Coding region: 1-306 (101 amino acids)
Source: RefSeq, a predicted model, not a curated record
AUGCUGAACUUAACAGGUGUGGCCCAAGGCCAGUACGAUGUCCAAGGUUUCGUGAAAGAUGCGGUCCCGGCCAAGGAUGUUAGCGCGAAAGGUCAAGACCUACUCUUUCGUGUGGAAUACAUCAAAGGAAAACUGUAUGCCGGCAUUAAUGACCUUGGUGACGUCUACGAUGAGAUUAAAGCCCUUUUCACCAAGCAGGGUGUUGACUUCCAGAACAGCGUCCAGAACACUGGAACAAAGUUGAUGGAAACAGUGAAGGGCACCAUCGCAAAUGUCAACGUGGGAAAAAGCGAUCUUGGUCAGUAA